GUCAAUCUGGACUUUGACGCCCGCGUCCCGAUCCCCUUCAGUGUCUUCCCGUCCUCAUACCGGAGUGACGCUGUCACUACACUGAAAGAUUCAACCGUCAAGGUAGAGGGUAAGGUCGACCUACACCAGACGACUGCAGACGGACGGGAAGACCGCCACUCUGCUGCUGCUGCUGCUGCUGCUGCUGCUGCUGCUGCUGCUCCUCCAACGACAGAGCGCUUUGAAGAAGUCCACAUUCACGAACAGCGUGAACGUCAACCCUCCUCGCACCACCGCUACGCUCACCACGUAGAGCUCACCAAGGAGCGCGACCAAUACCGCGAACCCUACCGUCGAUACACCGACGCCCAGAUCCGCGUCGACAAGACCUCCUUUGAUCGCGAGUACCCUGUUACCCACGGUCCCGCUACUCACUACGCCGGCUCCCAGCUCGACGUCACCGAACGCGAGUUCCGUCAACGCACCCGUCCCGUACAGGGUGAAGUUCGUGUAGACUCUGCUACCCGGACGACUGUUGACGCCCCCAAGAAGUACCGCCUUGAUAUGGGAUAUUACGACAACGAAGGUCAUCACCACUCGUUUCGUCAAGGUCUCCACCGCGUCGCCGAACGUAUCCGUCACCCCAUUCACGCCUCCCACCGCGACCACCACCACCACUCCUCUCACCACGUCCCAUCUGAUCGUGAGGAAGUAGUCAUCAAGGAAUCCCACUCGGCCGCCUCUGCUCCUCGCGGCUCCGAGAAGCCCAUGGCUUCUGCAAACACCAUCACCAUCCCCUGCCACCACAUCCGCAUUGGCGACCUGGUCAUCCUCCAGGGCCGCCCUUGCCAGGUCAUCCGCAUCACCACCUCGUCCCAGACCGGCCAGCACCGCUACCUCGGUGUCGAUCUCUUCACCAAGCAGCUCCAUGAAGAGUCGAGCUUCAUCUCCAACCCGGCCCCCUCGGUCAUUGUCCAGAACAUGCUUGGUCCUGUCUUUAAGCAGUACCGUGUUCUUGACAUUCGCGAGGACGGCUCCGUCGUUGCCAUGACCGAGACUGGUGACAUCAAGCAGGGUGUCCCCGUUCUGGACCAGAGCAACCUUCUCGCCCGCUUGACCGAGUCCUUUGACAAUGGUCGUGGCAGCAUUCGCGUGCUCGUCAUCAACGACAAUGGCAGCGAGCUCGCCGUCGACUACAAGGUCGUGCACGGCUCCCGUCUGUAG
This is a messenger RNA of Pseudovirgaria hyperparasitica, 1203 nucleotides long. RefSeq lists its product as uncharacterized. The annotation marks the transcript as partial. Gene Ontology annotation, biological process: positive regulation of translational termination; positive regulation of translational elongation. Gene Ontology annotation, molecular function: translation elongation factor activity; ribosome binding; RNA binding. The transcript has 4 exons. NCBI's taxonomy places the organism in Eukaryota, Fungi, Ascomycota, Dothideomycetes, Acrospermales, Acrospermaceae. The record is from RefSeq and is a predicted model, not a curated record.